UUAGGGGUUGCGUCGGUUGCAGUUUGAGAUGGAGACACAAAAAUUUAGUGAUUGGAUGGCGGAGAAGUAGACACUUGCCGGUAGCUAGCUAGCAGAUAGCUGUCUAGUCAGAUUAUUAUUUAGACCAACUAUUAUUUUUAAAUGUUGUUAAUGAGUAUUUUUUUGUAAAAAUACAUAUUGUAAUAGUUUUAUGUAGGUUUGAAUUAAAUAGCAUUAUCGAUCGAUUUAAUGGCAUUUUUUUUAUAUAUUGCUAACACAAUAACUGAUUAAAUGAAAUAGGAUGUAACGUUACAUAGUGCUAAUUAUAGGUAUUCAUUUUCAUCAGUUAGCUAACGAUAGCUAGUUAGGGAGCGUUAGCUAAUUAUCUACCAUCUGAAUGGCUGACUUUGUCCUCGAAAACGUUUAAGCCGAGUUGUGAUACAUGGAUGAAAUAUUGGACCUGAGUCAUUCUGGUCAACGCCUCAUAUGCAUUGAUGCCUCCGAUGAAGGUGUCGAAAUUAACCCCAGAUCUGAACAGCUCAUUAACUUCACAAACUUUGAAGAGUGGCAGAAGCAAGAUGUGGAGGAUAGUAAUACUAUCGCAGCGAGUGAGAGGUACCAACAGGUGGAACAUGGAUCAGUGGAGAGACAGAAAGCUAGGAACUCCCCUUUCAAUUGUUCCUUCUGUGGCAAAGUAUUUGGGAAUUCAAAUGCCCUAAAUAAACACCUUUUGACGCACCAGUCAGACCGACCGCACGUCUGUUCCAUCUGCCAACGUGCAUUUAAACGCCAUGAUCAUCUGACAGGCCACAUGUUGACACACCAGAAGCGGAAGCUAUUUCACUGUGCAGAGCUUGGCUGUCAGCGGAGCUACUGUGACGCUCACUCCCUGAAGCGCCACUGUUUGUCUCAACAUGGCAUUCAUCCCAAGCCUACGACAUCAGAGAGCACCUCCACCCACUCCACCCUCCACCCUACAGCACACUGGGAACCAGCAGAGGACACUCUGAGUGUACAAGGCAGCAGUGACCAAAGUGGCUAUCCUACCAUUUUCAUUCCUGCCCCAAAAACUGUGACCGACACCCAGUCUGUAAGUGCUAAUUAUCACAGCUAUGUUGAUUACAAUAACUACACAGGGUUUUCCACUGUGGUCAGAGGACUUGGAGUGAGUCAAUUCACAGUUGAGGGUGGUGCUCAAGAGAAGCCCCUCGUAGGCCAAGAUCAGUGGAUCCCAGGACCUACAAAAGGUAUGUAUGCUAUGAGCAGAGGUGAAGCGGUGCCAUCUGAGGAUAUGCAGGGCUCUACACAAUGGCCAGUGGGUCUAGAGCCAGAGUCGAGUGUUAUCAGUGCAGAUUCUGCUGCAGCACAGAGCUUUGGGGCGGAUGGCCUGAGCGCCCCCUGCUGGGAGAACACGCUUGAUUUUCCUAUGUCAGACCUCCAGGCACUCGAUAACAUGUUGUCAUUUCAGUCCUCACGGGAGACAGCCAACUGCCACGAUGAGUUGGUGGACAGGCCAGCUUCUUCGGAAAAUUCCAAUCACACAAGACUGGAAACACAACCGAGUCAACAUUCUCACAUAAACGAAAGUCUUACUCAGGUCAAAAAGAUUAAGUCGGAGACAUUGUCUCCAUGGCCCAUCUCUAGCCAUGAAUUUACCACAGCAGCGGACCUUCCACCAAUUGCUCCGCAAUCCCAAUUGAGUGUAUUGGCAGGAAUGCACGCUAUCCCUAAAAAAGUGGACAAGGCGAAAAAGAGAGCAAGGAAGAGGAAAAUCACAGUUGACGAUGUCCUCCCUUUGCAAGUUUAUUAUGAAGACUCAGUUCCUCUGCAUCCGCGGUCCCGCCCAGGGUUCCUUGUAUCUCCAAGCCAGGUAGCAAUGGCUUCAUUUAGCGCAGACAAUGCCCCCUACCCGUCUUUUAAGGGAGGAGGUGUCUCUGUCAUCACUUACGCAGAGGAAGGACAGGAGUCUUGUGAAAGGUCAGACUAUGGUGACCUCUCUGAAGAUAGCUUUUCCUGGGCUCAUCCAGCCUCUUCUAGGGCAUAUGAUCAUGUGGACUCUCACUCACCAGAGCCAUUCACCUCUGUUCAGCAUGGUGAAACAGUGGAGACCACCGCCGAUGAAAUAUUGGUCGCCCAGUGGUCACCCCAUCAUUCGGAGAAAAAGUGUCUGUCACCCCUGAUCAUCCCGGUAUCUGUACCUGUUUCAAAGGGCCCAGAGGAGGGUGACAGGUGCCGGAGCUUUACACCAUCCGAUGAAGAGGCAGCUCAGUCGAUGGAGGGAACGAGACUGAAGAAGACCCGCCGGCUGGAGUCGCUGAAAACCCUCAUCAUUCCCACUCCCAUGCAGCCCCACCAGAUGAUAGAGCAGGAGGCUUUGGCUGGCCUGCGGUUCCGUGCUACGGGAGGCUACUUAAGCCAGCUGCGCUCCCCCACAUAUUUGGCUGGCCAGCUGAUGAACCCCGACCUCCAGCUCGCCCCCUACACCCCCCCGCCGAUGCUGAGUCCACUGAGGCCAGGAAGCGGCCUGUAUUUCAACAAGCUGCCCCAGCAGCAUCCCUGUCCACCCCUGGCCAGUUCCCUCAUCAAUGCUAUGGGUUUGUUCUCCCUCUUCAUGCUGGAUCUCGCUCAGUGUGGGCUGAGAAACGAUAGGAUGUUUGGCUCAUGCCUCUGCCUAAGCAUGUCACUAGUUUGGUGUUUGUGGUGA
Clupea harengus (Atlantic herring) is the source of this 2683-nucleotide messenger RNA. RefSeq lists its product as uncharacterized. The transcript is spliced from 8 exons. Gene Ontology annotation, molecular function: transcription corepressor activity. The coding region runs from base 422 to 2683 and encodes 753 amino acids. Gene Ontology annotation, biological process: negative regulation of DNA-templated transcription; regulation of transcription by RNA polymerase II. The record is from RefSeq and is a predicted model, not a curated record. NCBI's taxonomy places the organism in Eukaryota, Metazoa, Chordata, Actinopteri, Clupeiformes, Clupeidae. Gene Ontology annotation, cellular component: histone deacetylase complex; transcription regulator complex.